Molecule: messenger RNA, 1166 nt
Organism: Uranotaenia lowii
Lineage: Eukaryota; Metazoa; Arthropoda; Insecta; Diptera; Culicidae
Product: serpin H1-like
Exons: 3
Coding region: 17-1054 (345 amino acids)
Source: RefSeq, a predicted model, not a curated record
GAGCAAUACCGACAACAUGAACGCUAUAUUCCUGAUAAAGUUGCUACUCUACGCUACAAAGGACCAAAACGUCCUUAGGUCUCCUCAUGCACUGUUGCAGGCCGUUUACGAUCUUCGAAUAGCAUCAACUCAACAGUACCUUGACUGGGUUAGUCAGCAACCAAAUUUACAACAAUUUGUAAUUCCAGAUUUGGAUGUUAAUGACCGGAAGUACGAUGAUCUUUCGGUGAUAAACGUUGGCGUGAACUAUGCCUAUGGAAGCGUCGAUCAGACGUUGUGGGGCUCGGCCAUACAUUGGAUUAAUAUUUACAGCAAGUAUGACGUGGACUACAUCGUGACCUUGGUCAAUCAAAAGUUCAACGAGCUUUCAAAUGGUGAAAUCGCUCAGUUUAUGAACACCACUCAGUAUGACUGGUACUGGUACAUUUCUCUGUUCAGUAUGGUGACAUUUAAGCCUGCAUGGAAGUAUGGUUUAACAGGGUUUUUCAAAAUGGGAUUUCACGUAAACGAGGACUUGGAGCUGACAACAACAUUCAUGGAAAGAACAGGUUUGAGACUUAACUAUGGAAAGAUAGAGGAUUUUGAGGCUGUAGAAUUGCCCUUAAAGAAUCCUGACUACAAUGUUCUAAUUCUCUUACCGAUGCGGGGGAAAAAUAUUGACCAUUAUGUAAGAGGGAUGGACACAAAUCGGCUUCUCCUGAUCUAUAGCCAAAUGGAACAAACCAACAUCAGCGUGAGGAUUCCGAGGAACACCUUCGAAGAUUGGCACUAUGCAAAAAAUAUAUUUCUUCAAAGUAACUUGCCUAAACCUUUCAGCGAAUCGAUUUUCCAACCGGUGAAAGAUCAAACUGCUCGUCCGCUCAAUGAAAUAGUCCAGAGACUGAAGGUUGUUUUCGAUACCAAAGUUGAAUCUGACGAUCAAGGCUUGACUGAAACGAAGAAACCAAUUUUAUUCACUGCGAACAGACCUUUCUGGUUUCUUUUAGUGGACCGCCAACUGAAUAUAACCUUGCUAAUCGGUCAAAUCAUCAAACCUGGAAAGAAAAUUGUUUAAAAAAUUAUAAUUAUAAUUAGAAUUCAACAUGAUUUUGAUAAUCACUGUGGGAAAACCAUAAUUUAGUAGUUUGAGACUUACCAAGCGAUAAUACUUCCGAAAUCCGUUUUAA